Molecule: messenger RNA, 4382 nt
Organism: Chara braunii
Lineage: Eukaryota; Viridiplantae; Streptophyta; Charophyceae; Charales; Characeae
Source: the annotation of a GenBank genome assembly
ACCAGGCAGAAACACGAGCAUGUGUGCGACAAGAAUCCGCGCACCAGGACAGUCAAAAUCCUCUGGGGGCAACAAAGAUCGACGGCACACAGACAAGGGACAUGGCCGCUAUCACCGUCGGCAACCCCGACAAACCCCUCAAAGGACAUCUCAGAAGCCACUUGCGACACGUGGCACGACAUGAGGACAAUGAUGACGACGAUGAUGAACACGAUGACAAUGACGAUUAUGGAGGUGAUGUUGAUCUGGGCGACGAUGUCGCUGACGAUGAUGACGAUGUUGAUGAUGAUGAUGAUGUCGAUGAUGAUGUUCGUGAUGAUGAUGAUUGUGAUGACGACGAUGAUGAUGAUGACGAUGAUGACGAUGAUGAUGACGAUGUUGAUGAUGGCGAUGAAAACAAAGAGGACGAUGGCGGUGAUUUCGAUGACGGCGACGAUGUCGCUGAUGAUGAUGAUGUUGUUGAUGAUGUUGAUGAUGUUGAUGAUGUUGUCGAUGAUGAUGACGAUGUUGAUGAUGUUGACGAGGUUGAUGAUGUUGUUGUUGAUGAUGAUGAUGAUGCUGAUGAUGUUGUCGAUGAUGAUGACGAUGUUGAUGACGUUGACGAGGUUGAUGAUGUUGUUGUUGAUGAUGAUGAUGAUGCUGAUGAAGAAGAUAAUGAUCACGAUAACAAUGAUGGUGAUGAUGAUGAUGAUGAUGAAGAUGAUGACGUAGAUGGUGGUGGCGAGGAUGAUGGUGAUGAUGGGGGCGAUGAUGAUGAUGAUGAUGGCAAGCAAGAAUCACGGGGCCGCUCGCGACUUGAAACAGGUUGCGUGAUGGAGGGGACCUUCUCGACACCACGCAUCUUUGAGUCGAUCUUCUCGAGACCACAGGCCAUGAGUGUCGAGACGCACAUUCGCUUAGCAGAACCUUUUCGUCCUUGUGUGAAAUCCGUGCGGCAUUUCAACGGUGUGACGACGAUCCACGGAGUGACCGCAGAAGACUUCGACGAGGACCCAUGGAUGACCGUCGUUCCGUGUAGGGACGCACAUCUUGACGACCAGGGCGAGGGCAUUCGUCGACGGUUUUACAUGAAACAUGUGUACGGUUCGAAGGGGAACGUCGUCACCAGUGCCAAGGGGGCAGUUCUCGACAUAUGUCUGUUCGAGGGGUUCGGAGCGGGUGCUGCGAACACCCCAUUUUACAACGACCUCCGGCGGCAGGGCGGGUUUGUUUUGGGUCGAGAGUUCUUCGACCUGUUGGAGGACAAGGGCAUCGCCCUCGACGUCCCUUGCGAAGUCGGUCCCGACCUGGAACUGUCGAUGCCUUUGCAACCGUGUGGCGGUUGUGAGUCGAGCGGGCCAGUGCGGGAGGGGGGCGAUCUGGGUUCCGGGGAGGCUACACAUGUGCAGCGGGAGGAUGUCAGAGGUCAGUUUGACGACAUAGAAGAUGAGGCGACACCGCAUCCGCCGUUUUCGCUAUCGAGGGAAAGAGACAGGUCCGUGCUGUCCAUACCUGAGGUCCGGCAACAGACUGCAGCGGAUCCCGGAGAAGAGGGAGUCAUGUGUGGGUCUGACAUGGAUCCCGUCGAGGGCCAUGGCGCGGAAGGCGAGGCCGUGGGCGGGGAGGGAGCGCAGGGCACUCCCCAAAAAAGGAGGGGAGAAUGUCAAGAAGAGUUGGUGGGCUCUUCGAAGAAACAGAAGACCAAGACCCCGAGGACUGCGGGAGAAAAACGGAAGGGGAGGGGGGUGGAAGAGGGUCACCCGGGUAGCAAACGUCCAGCUUCGAAACAUAAACAGCCUGAGUCGGGACCUUCUUCACCACGGCCUGCCAUCGACGUGGACGCCGGGUACUUCCUGGAGUACAAAGACGGCGUCAGGAGAAGGCGGGAGUUUGAUCAGCCCGGCUCAGAUCCGAUACGAAAUGGCGAGUGGGUCAUGGCCGUGGCAAUCCCGGGUGCGGGAUGGGUGUCAUUCCCACACGAGUCGAAGUCCAACUUCCUGCACCUUGCGAGGAUUUCGGUCCUCCAGAAAGUGAAGGUCGAAAAUGACACUUUAGCACCCGGCGACCUGUCCCUCAUUUCCACUACCGGUCGACUAUUUCACGAGCUUCAGCACAAGUGCUGGUUGGAAUUGACGGAGGACUACUACGAGCUCGACACGAGUCCGUCGAAGGGCGUGGUGGAGUGGAAAGUGCCCACUCCCAAUGGGUCGGACGGUGGUUCCGGGGGGGGGUCACCUGGAAGCGGAGGGGAUGGGGGUAGCGACGCCGGGGGUGGCAAAGGAAUCCCGCCUAUGGGGGAGAGAGGGUCUCAUGGCCGCAACACGACACCGACUGCGCAUCCGGAUGUCGCCGGAUUACACGAUGGCCAGCGCUGCGAUGAGAGCGAUGGCGAUUGUCAGCGCUACGAUGGUCAGGCGAGCGCGACGGCUGUGAUGGGGGAUAUAGCUUUGCGUCGCGAUGGCGAUGAGCUAACCGCAUCGAUGGCGAUGAAGGCCGAGUUCUUGGACAUGCGGGAGGCAUGGGAGAAUGAAGGAAGGCCGGUGGCCAUUCAAGGGAACCCUUCCAGCAAGGAGACCGAAAAACAAAAGUUCUUCGAUUUUCAAAAGCUGAUUUUGGGAAAGAGUUCGAAAGGAGCUCACUGGACGUUGGCACAAAAAGAUUCGUCGCUCGCCGAUAAGGAGUAUGUCGCUGCAGUUGGGAAUGCAUUGAGGCAGUGGAUGCCGCUCGUAACGGCCGGUGACAACGUUUUCCGCAAAGCCAUUGAAUUCUACGUGAAAUGGGCGGAGGGGAAGUUGUUGGGCGGCGACGACAAGAUGCCAUUGUCGAGGCCGGGCAAAUACAUGCCAGACAAAUCUCCAAGUCUGCAAGCAAUUCCGGAAAUAGGCUCGAAAGGGGCGGCUGGUGAAACGAAGAUGAGGUGGCUGGUCCGGGUCCUGCCGCCUCCGACCAAAAAGAAAACGCAAACUGACGACAAGUUUUUCGUGGUUGUGAAGGAGCCAGACAUGUUCUGUUGGCAGUGUCUCGCCGACAUGACCGAUGCCGAGAAACUAUCGAUCCUUGACGACAUUCUCGCGCUAAGGGGAAUGUUCGUGCAAUCCGCGGGCGGCCAUCUGAAGCGUCAGCACAAACCAGAAAUUAAAGACAUGGUCGCAACGAGGAAAGUGGACCGUGUGAUGCUCCGUAUGUUCCAUUACAUCUUGUUCCUUGAAACGGAGGAGGACGAACGUUUUGACGAGGAGGACCCUUUCGACGCUGAUGACAUGGAGGAGCUGAGCGACUCCGAAACCUUUGAUUUCAAGUCCAUGCCACUUCCUCGGGUGGUUGGACAGCGGUCUUGCGACGUGCUGGACGGGCCCGCUCCAGGAGUGUUGGAGACCGGGGGUAGCGAGUAUGAACGUCAUGCUUCGAAGGGUGCGUCCGUGGACACUGACAGCGAGAGUGCAGGAGCUCCGAGGGAAACGCAUGUUGUACAGCGGGGAGAGGAGACUCGAUACGGGCCGGCUCGUGAAGACGUGAAGUGGCUCCACGCACGAGCGCUGGUGAUCGGGACGUCCGAAGAGGUUUUGCACAGUCGCUCAGCUGUGGCCAUGAUGCGAGAGGGUGUCAUUAAGGGAGCCACCGAGCUGGUUAGCGACUCAGGCGUAGCCGAGAUGCAGAACAUCGAAUCCUCCGUGGAAGGCGGUGAGGUCGCCGUCAACAUCAAGAUGGAUCCAAAGCGGAAAGAUCAUGAUUCUCCGUCCACCCGUUGCGGUGCCGAACAGGGUGAUCGAGCAGCUGUCGUCAGUACCGGUCGGGAAACGGUGCUUCUUGAACCCAUCGACUUGCCAAGCGACUCAGCUGCCACCGAGCUGGUUAGCGACACAGCCGUGGCCGAGGUCCAGAACCUUGAAUCGUCCGUGGACGUUGGCGCAAUGGCGCGACAGGAGGGCGAGUUCCCUCAAAGGGCUCCCGAGCACGGUGUGAGGUUGUUAACGUCCCUGCCCAUGAAGCUUUUAAAAGCCGUGCGCGAGAAACAUCUUUUAGAGAGGUCAUUGGCCGCUUCACCGAAGAAGUCGUCAAGUGUAGGGUUGUUUAAAACGGUCCAGAUGCCUCGCCUUUCCCAGAGAGCUGUCAAGGUUCUGAAGGCUUGUAGAAUAGAUAAGGAGGAAGGUCUGCAGAAAUAUUUGGCUGGGUCUAUUGAGAGCGUUACUGCUUUGUCUGACGGGUCUGAUGACGAUGGCAAGUGGGGUGUCUUGAAAGACCCGUGUCCUAAGUACAUCGCAAAUGACACAUUCAACAAGCAGGGAUACAACUUUUCUGGAAAAAGGGCAGACAGUUCCUAGCCAUUCCACCACGGGGUUUGUGCUCACUCCUCACACUUGUUCGUGGGUGUUUGUGCAGCUGGGGCUACAUCAUGUUUUCGC